AUGGCAAAGUUGACGAACUCGGUAGGGAUGCUCCAACAAGAGAAGGGAAAACUUGCAACUCAACCCCAAGCCAAUCCUCAAGGACAACAUUAUGUGGCAGGCUCUUCGGUGCUUAAUUCCGAGCAAGCCAAAUCUAUUACAACUUUGAGGAGUGGCAAGGAGAUCAACAAGGCCAUUCCUUCCAAGCCCAUCAAGCCUCCGGUAACACCAAUUGUCUUGCAAGCUCCAGAUCCUCCUUUUGACUCACCAACCUCGGAGCCCUCUCCGGUUAGUGAGCAUCCGGAAAAAUAUCAAGUGGAAGAGCCCAAGGUUCCCGUUUCCCAAAUUCUGGCCCCUUUUCCCCAAAGAUUGAAAGCGCCAGCCCAUGCCAAUACCAAUUCUGAGAUCUAUGAGCUUUUCAAACAAGUAAGAAUCAAUAUCCCGUUGGUAGAUGCGAUCAAGCAAAUUCCCACGGUCUUCUUGACGGAGCAAGUGAGCUCAAUCAUUCAAACCAACGUGGUUCCCAAGUAUAAAGAUCCGGGUUGCCCAACCAUCUCAAUCACCAUUGGCAGCAAGAAAAUUGAAAAAGCUCUCCUCGACUUGGGGGCUUGUGUGAACUUGCUUCUAUACUCUGUCUACGAACAACUUGGAUUGGGAGAGAUGAGGCCCACACCGGUGACCCUUCAAUUGGCCAAUAGAAGCAUCCGAGUCCAUGAGGGAUGGUGGAGGAUGUACUUGUGCAAGUGGACAACUUUAUCUAUCCAGUGGACUUCGUCAUCUUGGAUACUUGCCCUUGGUUUGCUCAACCUUACUUUUGGCAACAUGAAGAUGGAAGUGAACGUGUUUAACAUUGGGAGCGAAAUGGGGAAUGAUGAUUGUAUCCAUGAAGAUCCGUUAGAGGUAUGCCUUACCGCCGAAGAGGUGAAUUUUCUUGACUCAUCGGAGGUGGAGUAUUUGUGUUCUUUGCUUGACGUGGAAGAUGUUUGUGGGACAGAAGCAUGGUCUCCAAAAUUUGAAGAGUUGCCUCCUCUCGAGUGCAAGACCCUUCCCUCGAGCAAAAAUGAAACUUACUCGGUGGUGAUCUCCUCCUCUCUCGAUGGCUUGCAAGAAUCCCAACUGCUUGAGCUUUUAAAGCGGGAUACCAAAGCCAUUGGUCGGUCUAUAGCAGAUAUUAAAGGGAUUGAUGCUUCAAUUUGUUACCACCACAUUGCCCUCGAGGAUGAUGUCAAACAUCCUGUCAACCACAACUCCGAUUGA
This is a messenger RNA of Rhododendron vialii, 1236 nucleotides long. RefSeq lists its product as uncharacterized. The coding region runs from base 1 to 1236 and encodes 411 amino acids. NCBI's taxonomy places the organism in Eukaryota, Viridiplantae, Streptophyta, Magnoliopsida, Ericales, Ericaceae. The transcript has 5 exons. The record is from RefSeq and is a predicted model, not a curated record.